This is a messenger RNA of Closterium sp. Naga37s-1, 10497 nucleotides long. The record is from the annotation of a GenBank genome assembly. NCBI's taxonomy places the organism in Eukaryota, Viridiplantae, Streptophyta, Zygnematophyceae, Desmidiales, Closteriaceae.
AUGUGCCCCUUCUGUCUUUUCACCCCCUCCCUACUUUCCCCUCCCCUCUCUUCCCCUCCUCCCCUUUCUUCCCCUCCUUCCCUCUCUUCCCCUCCCCCUCUCGCUUCCACUCCUCCCCUCUCUUCCCCUCUCUUCCCUCCCCUCUCCUCCCCUCCUCACCACACCACACCGCACUGCACCACACAGCUCAAGGACCUGGAGUUGCGGGCGAGGCUGAGGCUCAUCCUGCAGCUGGGGGAGCAGCUGCCGUGCAUCGAUGCUGUCGUCAUCUCCAUCCACAAGAAGGUGCGUUGUGCCCUCCACUUGAAUGCCUCCCCACCGCACUCUACCUCCUCUCUACUCACUCUACCUCUCUACUCACUCUACCUUUCUACUCACCGUACCUUUCUUCCUCAGCCGCGCAUGCGCAUUGGCUACAAGCUGAAGGCAAUGGGGAGAUUCUCAGGCACCUUCUCACCCUCUUCCCACCUUGCCACUCCUCCCCAACCCCCCCACACCCCCCCCUCCUUCCCCAUAACCCUUCACCGCCUGCAGCCGCGCAUGCACAUAUACCACAAGCUGAAGGCGAUCGGGGGGUUGUCAGGCAGCUUCUCAUCCUCUCCUCCCUCCCUCCCCUUUCCCAACCCCUCUUCCCCUCCCCUCCCCCCCCCCCCACCGCCGCCCCCUCCAGCCGCGCAUGCGGAUAGAAUACAAGCUGAAGGCGAUCGGGGGCCAGCUGUCGUCCAUCCCGGGGCUGGCGGGGAUGAUAGAGAGCACGAGAGCACCGUGCACAGCGCCACUGAGAGCACGCUCAUGUGGCCCGAACGCAUAGUUGUGCCACUCGCGCCCAAGUUUGACGCGAGCUUUCUUGAGAUGCACUACGAGGGCUCACUGGUGGUAACCGCGUGGAAGGCGGAGGGAUUGAAGAACGUGGAUAUGAUGAGCGUAUCGGACCCCUUUGCCAUCCUGUGGACGCACGGCAAGCACAAGGCCGUCACCAGGACUAUUGACAAUGACCUUAACCCGGUCUGGAACGAAACUUUCGAGCUGCCCGUGGACGACAUCCACACCGCAGAGCUUUUCAUUCAGGUGGACGAUGAGGACAGCUUUGGGAGUCAGAACCUGGGGUACGCCAUGUACCCUUUAGUGGGCCUCCUCGAUAAGGACACAGUGCAGACGGUCACAUUGACGUUGCUGCCCAAGCUUAACAACGAUCGCAUGUUGGGCAUCGACCACAAGCUGGGGCGCAUCACUCUACAGAUGGUAUACCGCAGCUACACGCCAGAGGAGAAGGUGCAGAUGGUAUACCGCAGCUACACGCCAGAGGAGAAGGUGCAGGUGACAGCAGCGGAGAAGGCUCGGGACCCCAAGGUGCGAGACUGCCCACUCGACCCUGUCGCCGCCCAGCGUGUCUUCGCUGCCGCCCUCCUCUCCGCCCGCCACCGCAAGCUUUCCGCCGCCUCCGCCUCUCAAGGCAAGCGGGAUGUCCGCUUCUCGGCCCAGUCUGGUGAAGGGGAUGGUGCGGCGGAGGGGGAGGGGCAUGGGAGUGUGUUGGGGGGAGGGGAAGGGGGUGGAGGGAGUGGGAAGGGGGAGAAGGGUGGAGGGGGUAGCUGGUGGUGGUCGUGGUUGUCGUGGUUGCUUGGUGGUGGUGGGAAGGCAGGGAGCGGAGCCGAUGGUGGUGGUGGUGCUUCUGGUGGUGAUGGGCCUGGUAGCGGCUUCCGCAGUGGCUUUGCAGACGCAGCCGCUGCUGCUGUUGCUGAGGCUGCUGCUGCUGAGGCUGCUGAGGCUGAGGCUGCUGAGGCUGCUACUGCAGAGGAGGAGGAAACUGAGGAUGGGGAUGCGGAUGCUGAUUAUGGUGACGGCAGCAGCAGCAAAGCUAAGGAUGGUGGAGCGGUGGGGGGGAGGAGUAGCAACAGUGGCAAUAUUAGCCAGGCACUAGGUAGGCGGAUGAAAAAGGGUGAGGGCCAGAGCAGUGGGAAGUUCAUGUGGGGAUCACUCAAGGGGUGGACAGGCGGGCAGAAGGCAAAAACGAGGAGAAAGAGCGGUGAAGGGGGGUGGGACGUGGUGGCAGAUAAAAUGGUGGAGUCAGCAAGAGGGCGGGAGCUUAAGAGGAGCUUCCAGGUGUCAAGGGAGAGUAGGAGGGAGGGAGGAGGAGAGGAGUGGGAGGAUGAGGAUUGGGAGGAUGAGGAGGAGGAGGAUGAGGAGGAGGAUGAGGAAGAAGAGUCUUCUUGCGUGGAAAACGGAGAGGAGGGUGAAAGAGUGAUGGACGAUGGGGAGAGUGUGGGAGAGGAGAAUCUUCGUGCUGGUAGGCUAGGUGCAGGUUCAGAGGGGGGCGAUCAGGAGGAUAGAGAGGUGGAGAGGGAGAAGACGAUAAACCCCGAGCCCUCAAUAGAGGGAUGCGCUCUGCAGGAGAGUUUAAGGGAGGAGGGAGAUGGAAGUGGGGGAGAGAGAGGUGCAGGAGAAGGGAGGAUGAAUGGGGAGAUGGAGGCGGAAGGUGAGGGAGAAGGUGCAGAAGGUGCGGCAGGUGCCAGUGGUGGUGCAGGGGCGAGUGGCAGGGACGGGCAGGGGAGGGGUGUGGGUGCGGUGUCAAGGAAGAGAGAGGCUGCUGAUGCUGGCUCUUCUGCUGAUGGUGCUGGCGCUGGUGAUGGUGGUGACGGUGGUGAUGGUGGUGGUGAUGAUGGUGGUGGUGGUUUGCGGAGUGGGCAUGAUGGGGAGGGCGGUGGGGUGGGCAUGAGCCUCGGUGUUGGUGGGUGGACUGCGGUGAUGGACGGUGUGGUGGAGUUGGUGGAAGAGCAAGAGCGAGAGCUCAAGCGUAGCCUGCAGGUGUCGAGGAGAUGGCGGUUUGGAAGUUUAGGAGGAGAGGAGGAGGGGAAAGAAGAGGAGGAUGGAGAAGAGGCAGGAGGAGCGGUGGGCUCUUUGUGUGAGAACAACAAGGAGGAAUCAGGAGGAGGGAUGGCCGAUGGGCAGGCCAGCAAGGUCAGAGGGAGUGCUAGGAGGAGUGAUACCUCUCCUGCUUCCACACUAGGGAAUGCGAGUGCUGAUAAGCUUUCCAACGUGGUAGCUGCUGAGAGUGCUGCCGGGGGUGCUGUGGGAAGGAAGUCGUUUGGUGGGAUGGCACGGGCGGUUGAUACGGGUCGAGCAUUCAGCCAGGCUUUAAGCAUUCUUUCGGAUAGGAAGCUGCCUGGAAAGGGGCUGGGAGGGAAGAGUCUUGCUGCUGUAAGGCGCGUGGGUGGAGGGCACACGCGCAGUAAGACGGCUGGGGAAGUGAUCUGCCUGGAUGCAGAUGAAACAGUGGUGGAGGGAGAUGAAACGGUGGUGGUGGGAGAUGAAAUGGUGGUGGUGGGAGAUGAAAUGGUGGUGGAGGGGGGUAGAACGGUGCAGGAGGGAGAUGAAACGCGCGGGUGUGGCAGCGAUGGGAAGAGGGAGGUGACUUUUGAGUCGACUCAAAAGGUGCAUGGUGGAUUUGGUAGCAAGGCAAAGAGCUUUGCUGCUCUGGAAGAUGCACUUGCAGGAGAGAGGGCGAUGGAGGGAGAUGGGGAGGCUGAGUGUGAUACGGCAUGGGAAGUAUGUGUGCCUGUGACGAGUGUGCCUGUGACGAGUGUGCCUGUGGGUGGGAACGUGGGGGAGGGAGUGAGGGAGGGAGUGAGGGAGUGCAAGGAAGCGAAGGGAUGCGGGCCAGGGGCGUGUGAUGAGGGCGGUGGUGAGAUUGGGAGGAGAGUCGAGAGCUCAGAGCUGGGUGGGUGCAGAGAGGUUAGUGGCGGUGCUGACUGUGCUGGGGCAAGGGAGCAGGUAGGAAGUGAUGCUGCGUUGAGAGAGGGGAGAGAGAGGUGUGGGGAGGAAGAGAGCAUUGGGGAGCGGGAGAGGAGUGGAGAGGGGACGGAUGAGCAUAUGAGGGAGGGCGGUGGAGGUGAGGGAAGGGGCGAGGAUGAUCUGAGGGGUGAGAGACAUGAGAGUGGGGAGAGAGGACUGAGACAUGAAAGAGAGGAGAGCGCUGAAAGAGAUGAAAGAGGUGAAAGAGAUGAGGGAGACAAGCGAGCGGAGCGAGGGAUGGAGGAUGAAGAAGAGAACGGGAGGCGUGAAGGAGAGGACAGAGGAGGGAGUGGGGGAGAGGGCAGCAUAAAUGAGUCGAUCAGAAGCCGUGCAGGUGAAUCAGCGGGGCUGGCAGAGACAGAGGAGAGCAGAGAAGGGGAGAGUGGAGAAGGGGAGAGUGUAGAAGGGGAGAGUGGAGAAGGGGAGAGCAGAGGGGAGGAGAGCAGAGAAGGGGAUGGUGGAGAAGGGGAGAGGGGAGAGCAGAUGGGGUUGAGCAUGGAAAGAGCCUCUGCAGCUGAUUCUUUGCAUGCUCUGCAUUCAUCAACUGCAUGCUCUGCAGUGUCGGGUGCUGCUAACAGACAUGUUUCAGCGGGGAGCAAGGAAGGUAGGGAAUUUCCUGGCGGGAGAGAAGGAAUGGGGGAUGAUGACACAGCGAUGAGUGAAAGUGCAACUAACACGUGGCAUCAAGGAGAUGAAACUCUCGUGCAAGGAGAUGAAACUCUUGAGCAAGGGGAUGAAGGUUGGAGGGAGGGAGAUGUGCUUAUGGCAGCGGGGGCUGCGGACUGUGUGGGGGAGGUGGGGGUGCAGGGAGUAGCAGGGGAGCACACAGAACGCAAAGAGGAGGAGAGGAAGAGAGAAGAGGAGGAGAGGAAGAGAGAAGAGGAGGAGAGGAAGAGAGAAGAGGAGGAGAGGAAGAGAGAAGAGGAGGAGAGGAAGAGAGAAGAGGAGGAGAGGAAGAGAGAAGAGGAGGAGAGGAAGAGAGAAGAGGAGGAGAGGAAGAGAGAAGAGGAGGAGAGGAAGAGAGAAGAGGAGGAGAGGAAGAGAGAAGAGGAGGAGAGGAAGAGAGAAGAGGAGGAGAGGAAGAGAGAAGAGGAGGAGAGGAAGAGAGAAGAGGAGGAGAGGAAGAGAGAAGAGGAGGAGAGGAAGAGAGAAGAGGAGGAGAGGAAGAGAGAAGAGGAGGAGAGGAAGAGAGAAGAGGAGGAGAGGAAGAGAGAAGAGGAGGAGAGGAAGAGAGAAGAGGAGGAGAGGAAGAGAGAAGAGGAGGAGAGGAAGAGAGAAGAGGAGGAGAGGAAGAGAGAAGAGGAGGAGAGGAAGAGAGAAGAGGAGGAGAGGAAGAGAGAAGAGGAGGAGAGGAAGAGAGAAGAGGAGGAGAGGAAGAGAGAAGAGGAGGAGAGGAAGAGAGAAGAGGAGGAGAGGAAGAGAGAAGAGGAGGAGAGGAAGAGAGAAGAGGAGGAGAGGAAGAGAGAAGAGGAGGAGAGGAAGAGAGAAGAGGAGGAGAGGAAGAGAGAAGAGGAGGAGAGGAAGAGAGAAGAGGAGGAGAGGAAGAGAGAAGAGGAGGAGAGGAAGAGAGAAGAGGAGGAGAGGAAGAGAGAAGAGGAGGAGAGGAAGAGAGAAGAGGAGGAGAGGAAGAGAGAAGAGGAGGAGAGGAAGAGAGAAGAGGAGGAGAGGAAGAGAGAAGAGGAGGAGAGGAAGAGAGAAGAGGAGGAGAGGAAGAGAGAAGAGGAGGAGAGGAAGAGAGAAGAGGAGGAGAGGAAGAGAGAAGAGGAGGAGAGGAAGAGAGAAGAGGAGGAGAGGAAGAGAGAAGAGGAGGAGAGGAAGAGAGAAGAGGAGGAGAGGAAGAGAGAAGAGGAGGAGAGGAAGAGAGAAGAGGAGGAGAGGAAGAGAGAAGAGGAGGGGGGCAGGAGGAAGAGAGAAGAGGUGGAGAGCAGGAGGACGAGAGAAGAGGAAAACAGGCGACUCAAGGAGGGAGCAGCAGAGAAGGGGGCUGCAGCGGAAGGAGCAGCAGCAGAGGGACCAGCAGCAGAGGCUGGAGGGAAGGAGGGUGUAGGAGAAGAGGUGGGAGGGGAGAAGGGGGAGGGAGAGGGCGGGCGAGGAGAGGUGGGGGGAGGAGAGGAGGCGGAUACGCUGGCAGUGAGCGGGCCCCAACAGAGCCCUGCUGCGCGGGGGUGGGGUGGAGCAUGGCUGGGCGCUGCUGUGCACGUGAGUCGAGUCGCGGGCAAGGCGAUCCGUCGCACCCCUGCCUCUGUUGCUGCAGCCGCUGCUGCUGCCCCUGGGUUUGGGCCUGGAAGGAAAUCUGGAAAGAAGUUGUUGGAUGGUGGGAGGAAGGAGGAGGUAGGGCAUGAGGAGGAGCAGGUAGCUGGGCAGGCUGUUGAGGUGUCUGAGAAGGCGGUUGGCCAAGCUGGAAAGGAUGAGGAAGAGUGGAAAGACGCGCCAUUCUCUUUCACUGCUCCUUCGUGCUUUAUUGGCUCUUCCAGCCCUUAUGAGGACAUCCCAGGGGGGAAGGCUUUGAACAAAGGGAAGGGGAAGGGUGGAGCGUGGGCAUUUGCUAAGAAUGUGAAGAAUGUGGGGCGGGCGCUUAGAGGUAUGAAGGGCGGCACCAAGUGUGUUUACUCUCCGGAGGAGUUGCGGGAUCGGUUGGAUGAUAGGCGAGAGGAGAUGGAGAGGAUGGCUGAGAUGGAGGCGUUUCUCCUCCUCCUCGCGCUAUCCGCGUUAUUAGCAGCAGCCGCCGGCGUCGCUGCUGCGACGAAGCCCCCCCGCUCAGGCGGGGUCGCUCUGCGCGGCGGCGACGGCAGCGUGACCGGCGGGACGGCAACAGCAGGCGGGCGCGGCGGCAGCGGUGGUCCGCACGCCGUUUCGCACGGCGAUUCGCGGCACGGCGGGAUUCCCGGCGGCGGGAGUGACGAGGAGAGGGAGGACGGCGACGGAGGCCACGGCGGGCAUGGCGGCCGGGGGCACGGGGAUGUUGGUGGUAGCAGUAGCCAUGGCGGCGGGCUGUGCGGGCGGGGCGGGUGCAGCAACGACGCAGGCGAAGUGGGGUACUGGAAGCUGCCCGACUAUGGCCGCUGCAGCAUUGACACCAGCAGCACCAGCAGCAGCAGUGGUGGUGCGCCGCGGAAGGCAAACGAGGCGUGGUGUGCGGGGGCGGCUAUGGGCGUGAGGGAGUGCUGCAGCCGAUGCAGUAGCACCAACGUUACCGCCGAUGGCACUCCCUUCAACUGUCUCCACUGGGUGCACAUUCCAUCUCCUGACUCUCACGACCGCCGCAGCAGCGAGCAGCGCGGCAAGUGCGUCCUCAUCCCGGCCGUGGACACUCUCACGCCCGAGAGGGCCCGCAAGGGGCGCUGCGGCACCAACACGGGCGGUGACACGGUGCGCGUGGGGCGGCGGUGCGCUUGUGGCGAGAAUGACCCGCACUUCCUGGGCGCGCACGGCACGCGGUUUGACUUCAACGGGCUGCCAGACCGCUCCUGCCUCUACACUGACCGCCGCGUGCACAUCAACAUGGCCAUGCGUGGGUAUCUGGACGAGCGCCCGCUUGCGCUUGCGCGCGCACCCACCGCUGCUGCUGCUGCUGGUAACCGUAGCGCGCUGGCUGCCGCCCGGUUUGUCAACGGCUCGGCGGUUCGCACGUGGAUCCGACAGCUGGCGAUCAUGUGGCACGACGGCGAGAGCAGCAACAGCAGCAACAGCAGCAGCAGCAGCAGCAGCAGCAGCAGCAGCAGCGUCACUAGUGCAAACGUUAAUGCGUCGUCUCAUUCUCUCGUGCUCACAGCACGGGACGGCAAGGAGCAGACUCGCGGCGCUCAAGGCUUCCUUGCAUCCGCCACUCUUGACGGCAAGCCUCUCCCACGCCUCACCCUUGGCAAGAGCCACGUUCUCUCCAAUGGGCGGCUGGUUCUGUCCUUUGUGGGCCAGGAGAAGACCGGCCCGUUCGACGUGGACGUGUACACCCUCCGCCUGGAAAAUCUCCUGGAGCUCGAGCUGAAGCUGCGCGCGGCGCACCCUCUGUUGCAAACACCUGAGGACGCGCAGGUGCACAUCAACCUGAUGUUUGUGGACUCGAAUCCGAGCAGGCAGGUGCACGGGGUGAUGGGGCAGACGUACCGCAGCGGCAGGGAGCAGAGGACGAUGGAGUUUUCGAGGCUUGCGGCUCUGCUGCACCACCCUGUGUCAGUGGAUGGUGAGGAGGGGAAGGGGUUUCUGGAUGGGGAGGUGGGGGAUUAUGAGACGUCGGGCGUGACUGCUACUGACUGCAGGGCCUCUACUGCCGCUGCCAAUGCUGCCUGUGCUGCUUCUGCUGCCAGUUUCUCCCCCACCCGACGCUGCUCCCCUUCCCCUGCUCUGCGAUUCCUGCUACUCCGCGCCUCUCCUCCUGCCUGCCCUCCCUCACCUGUGCUUUCCAAGCCAACUCCAAGUGCUGCUGUGGUCAAUUCCACUCCCAACGGUCACGUGCCCUGUGCUGCUCUCUCUCUCUUCCACUCUCUGCUCAAACGCCGCCCGCACUCCCCACCCCGCUCCACCCUCCGCCUCUUUCCUGCGCGCCUCUCCGCCCUUGCCCAAGCGGCCGCCCUCGCUCUCCUGCACGCCACACCAUGGCCUCCCCUCUCUCGCCUCUUAGCCUCCUCUUCUGCGGACUCCAGGUCCCGCUCCUUGCUGCUGCUGCAGGGGCGGCAGGGGCAGCAGUGGGAGCAGGGGCAGUCGUUGGAGCAGCAGCAGGAGGGACAUACUGGGAAACAACAGGUCUUGGAAGCAGCAGGAGCAGCAGCAGCGGAACGGGCAAGAGCAGCAGCAGCAGCAGCAGCAGCAGCAGAGCUGGCGGCGGGAUGGUUGACUCGCCUGCUGUCCGCCUGUGUCAGCACCGUCGCCAACAGCAAUGGCUUCAGCAGCAGUGAAAAUCCUGGCACCAGAAGCAAUAGAGGCGAUGGCGAGGUUGCUGAUGUCAGCAGCAGGCAGGGUGACGACACCACCACCAGUGAGAGGGACGGUGAGCGCAGCAGCAGCAAGGGGAGGAGCGCAGAUUGUGCUGAGCGUGUGCUGAUGGGGGUGCGCGUUGAGGCGACGGAUGGGGCGUCUUCAUCCGGUGAUGAGGCGAUGUUAGAGGCGUCUUCUUCUGUGCAAAGCGUGCUGGCAGUGGUGCACACAUGGGUAUCUCACUGCCUCCUCCCCAUGCUCGUCCAUGCCCCAUUGAGUUCUCCUGUUGGCUCGUACCCUCCCGGUCCCACUGCUUUCCUCGCAACCCCUCACUCUUGGAAGACAUCAGCAUCAGCAUCGUCUGGCAUGGUGGCAUGCCCAUCGCACCUGUCUCUGCCUCCUAUUGUGGACCUGCUUUCGCACGAGGAUGAUGUGUUGCUGGACGGAUUGUCACUCCUCGCCUCCAUAUCAAAUCAAAUCAAACGCCUCUCCAACCAAUCGAGAGGCUUAGCAGCUGUGGCAACACAAGAGCCAGAAGUGCCUGUAGCGGGUGCUGCUAUGAUUCCAGUAGCGGCACCGGCAUUGGUCGCAGAAGAUCGGGCAGAACAAGCAGAACGGGCAGCUCGGGCAGCAGAAAGGGCAGUAGAACGGGCAGCACAAGCAGCAGAGGCAGCAGCAUCUACGGAGGGGGACAUCUUGCAGGGGUGGUGGGAGACAUUGAGGGAGGGGGAUAUCCUGGUGUGUUGGUUGCAGCAGAUGGGCUUCGAUGCCACGGCUGUUGUUGACCUUCUCAUGCAGCCCGCCACUGCUCCCUCCUGCCUUCGCCUGCUGCUGCUGUGCCUGCCUGCAGCAGCUGCCACGUGGAAGCACAUGAUUGGCCGUGCACUUUGGCUGCAAUGUGUGGGUUCAGCGUCAAGGGAAAUGAAAAAACAGUCGGAAAAUGGAAGGGAGAGGAGGCGGAGAGACCAGAAAGGAGGGAGUGUUGGAGAGGAAUGGAGUGAAGGCGAGGGGGAGGGUCAAGGAACGAGUGAGAGUGAGGGAGAAGAAUGUAGGAGAGGGGCGGAGGAAGAGGAAGGGGUGAGUGCUGAGGAGGAGUGCAGCAGUGAGGGAGAGGAAGAGGAAGGCAGUGAAGGGCGGGAGGAGCCUAGCAGUGAGGAAGAGGAAGUGGGAGAGGAAGUGGGAGAGGAAGUGGGAGAGGAAAUGGGAGAGGAAGUGGGAGAGGAAGUGGGAGAGGAAGUGGGAGAGGAAGUGGGAGAGGAAGUGGGAGAGGAAGAGGGAGAAAAAGAGGGAGAGAGCAUUCGAAAAACGUUCAAGCGGCAGCUGGAGGAACAGGUGGAGGGGAGGGAACGGAUGAGGAAGAGUAGGGUGGAGAGAUUGGGGUGUGGUGGUGGUGACGAGGAAUGGUGGCCGCUUGAUAUGACUGAUGGUUGGAGGAAGGAAGGGAGGGAAAGGGGGGGAGAGGACGAGGAAGAGGGAGGAGAGCAGAAUGACAGGGAAGAUGAGGAAGAGGAGGAAGGAGGAGACGAGGAAGGAGAGGAGAACCAGGAGGAAGAGGAAGGAGAGGAGGAAGAGGAGGGAGAAGGAGUGAAUGAUGAUGACAUGAAAGUGGAUCAGAUGGAGCUGACAGAUUCUGCUGUAGUAGUCACACCGUCUACAGUCGCGUGCUCCCCAGCAGGAGUAUCACAAUCCGCAGUGGUGGAUUCUCUCCAGUGCAUCGCUCAGCUGCACUCGCAACUCUCUCGCCUGCAGCACCUGGGGCUGUUCCCCUACAACGUGCAGCCACUGCUGAUCAGGUAA